CUUGUUUCGAUACACGCUGGUCGGAAGGAGAUGGGGUGCGCUGAAGAUUCCGAUUGGCUCACCGGUUGCUUGUCGGACCCUCCUCCUUCAUUGGGCCGGGGCCCGUCUCCCCCGGUGGCUUUCCACGACGGCGACGCCUCCUCUUCUCUCCCACCACCGCCGCGGAUGCUCGGGUCGCAAUUGCCCGGCGACCCACUAACCAUUACGCGACACGAAGCGAAUUUUUUGGUUUUGUUUCAACUAUCAUUAUUCAAUGUUAUGUUAGUUUUUUUUUCCUUUGUUUCCUUCUGAAACGGGAGAAUUGCGAUCAGUGGUCAAAACGGGAGGAGUUCAAUUCAGCCUCCUUCUUCGCUGAAGCUUCCUGGAGCCCAGGACAGGCCGGUGUGCUUCCUCGCUUCUCUUUUGACCGUUCGUUUCCUUCCGUGCGGCUCGAGGAAAGCGCAAAAAGGAGGGGAAGAAACCACGAGUACCCAUUUGCAUUGAGGCACUCGUGGAUCCGUUUCGUCUCUCCAGAGACUUAAUAAUUAAGCUGUGCUGCGGGCGAUGGAUAUGGUUUGAGCAGCCCUUCGUGUUCUCUCCCUUCAUGUAAAGGCGUUUUCGACCUUCAAAAGCUAAUGGGUCUUUCUUUGCGUGUAUAAACCUUCAUGUUCAGAGGGUAUGAAAUUGGUCUCGAUAGACAUUUCUACCGAGUCAGAGGCGAUUCUAGUCAUUUCUCACCAUUUCUCCCGUGCUUCACUCAAUCAGGGAAAUGCAUGCUCCAAGUAGUUUGAUCUUGCCCGAAUGGCUUUUGCCAUUUCUUUCCGACUUCACGAAUUUUACUGUUGAAUUUCCCUCUCUACGAUCUGUUCAACUAGAAGGAUCAGUAAAUCGUAAUUGGCAGUUCGAUAUGGCUGCUGAUACGACAAGCCUGAGUUAUUGGCUGAACAUCACUUUCUUACUUUGUGCCCUGAUUAUCCUUGUUCCAAUGUUUUUGGCAUCAUACCUCAUAUGGAAGUACGAAGGAUUCAACAAACCAAAACCUGAUAGAGAAGAGAACCGGCGGGGAAAGGUGGGGUAUCUGUACAAGGACGAGGUUUGGAGGACCUGUCUUAAGACAAUUCAUCCAAAGUGGCUGCUCGGUUACAGAUUGGUUUCUUUUGCUGUGCUAGCAUCAUUGCUCCUUGCAAAUAUUGUCCUUGACGGGGCGGGUAUCUUUUACUUUUAUACCCAGUGGACUUUUGCCUUGGUCACAGCCUAUUUUGGGCUUGGAUUAUCCAUGUCAAUAUACGGAUGCUGUAUAAACCAUAAAGCUGCUGGUGAUAGAGUUGAUAACAGCAAUUUAGAUGCAGACCGAGGAAUCUAUAUGGCUGUUUCUCUUGGAGAGCAUAUCAACAUAUCUAGCGCACCCAAAACUUCAAAUUCAAAUCAGAAAUCUUCCAUUCGCAAUGGUGCUGGUCCAUGGGUAGUUAUCUUCCAGAUCAUAUAUCAGACGAGUGCAGGUGCGGCGAUGCUUACUGAUGGUGUAUUUUGGCUUGUUCUCUAUCCUUUUCUGACAUCAAAAGAUUACAGAUUGAAUCUUCUGGAUGUCUGUUUGCACUCAGUCAAUGCUUUCUUCCUCCUCGGUGACACCAUUUUGAAUUGUUUGCGGUUCCCUGUGUUUCGUUUUGCAUAUUUUGUUCUAUGGACGGGUCUAUAUGUCAUUUUCCAAUGGAUCAUCCAUGCUUGUGUUUCAAUUUGGUGGCCAUAUCCAUUUCUGGACUUGUCAUCAUCGUAUGCUCCUCUUUGGUACCUUGGAGUGGCAGUAAUGCAUAUUCCAUGCUACAGCAUCUUCGCUUUGAUAAUCAGGCUCAAACACAUCUUGUUGCCCAGAUGGUUCCCAGAAUCAUACCAAAGUCUGAAAUGAGGAAUAAUUAGAUGAGGUAUUCUUAGCAUUAUAUGUCUGCUUAUUACACAGGCUGUCGCCACCAUUUCUGGCGCAUAUCUGUAAAUCUUGCUUCUCCCCUUCUUCAAGUGGCGGCUGCUGCGGUUCCCAUGAUUCGUGAAAGAGGAGAGAGAUCAUUCAUUGGUUGUUUGCAAAAGAAGAGUGCUGGAGUCAUGUAUUGCAAUCUUCAUUCGUGAAGUGUACAAAUUGUUGAAAGUCUUAGCAUUGGAUACUCUCGCUGGAAUUCAUUCAUUUGUAAUGAAUCCUUGUGGGGUAUGUAUUUGCAAUAAAUGGUACAAA
Messenger RNA from Syzygium oleosum, 2200 nucleotides. RefSeq lists its product as uncharacterized. Gene Ontology annotation, cellular component: membrane. The record is from RefSeq and is a predicted model, not a curated record. The transcript is spliced from 11 exons. Lineage: Eukaryota; Viridiplantae; Streptophyta; Magnoliopsida; Myrtales; Myrtaceae. Bases 749 to 1882 code for a protein of 377 amino acids.